AUGAUCUCCUUGGACAAGAUGCAGAAGACAAUAAACAACCCGGUUGUUCCAUAUAUUGGGACUAUCCUUGGUGGCCUUCAGCCCUUAGAGCUGGUGGUAGUGCAUGGGUUUGUUCCAGAAGAUUCAGAUAGGUUCCAGAUGGACUUCCAGUGUGGGAACAGUGUGAAACCUCGUGCUGACAUCGCCUUUCAUUUCAACCCCCGGUUUAAAAGAUCUGGUUGCGUUGUUUGCAAUACCCUGCAGGAAGAAAGGUGGGGCUUGGAAGAGAUCACCUACGCGAUGCCUUUUGAAAAAGGAAAGUCAUUUGAGAUUGUUUUUAUGGUUCUGCUCGAUAAAUUCCAGGUUGCCGUAAAUGGAAAACAUUUCUUGCUCUACAAGCAUAGAAUUGACCUUGAAAAAAUAAAUACUCUUGGAAUAUAUGGAAAGGUGGAAGUCCAGAUGAUUGAAUUUAUUUCAAAUAAUCCUUUGCAAGGCUCUCAGCCAUCCUUGCUAGGGGCAACCAAGGAAAAGGUGGGAAAUGACACAGUACCUGGGGGAUCACAGUUUGUAGUUCCUUACGUUGCACGACUUAAUUCUGCUGUUGCGCCUGGGCAAACCAUUGUCAUUAAAGGAGAAGUUAAUGAAAAUCCAAAUAGCUUUUCUAUCAACCUUAAACCCAGUGACACAUCAGAUAUUGCGCUGCAUUUGAAUCCCCGAAUAAAAGCUAAAGCUUUUGUAAGGAAUUCCUACCUGUGUGACAGUUGGGGAGAAGAAGAAAGGAGCAUCGACCACUUCCCUUUCUGUCCAGGAAUGUAUUUUGAGCUGAUAAUAUUCUGCGAUGCUCUUCACUACAAAGUUGCUGUGAAUGGUGUGCAUACUCUGGAGUAUAAGCAUCGGUUCAAACAACUGGGCAAGAUUAAUGUAUUGGAAAUCUAUGGGGAUAUUCGACUGCUGGAUGUCAGAAGCUGGUAGCCAUGAAGCAUGUUCUGUUUG
Euleptes europaea (tarantolino) is the source of this 972-nucleotide messenger RNA. It is a transcript of the gene LGALS8, whose product is annotated as galectin 8. Gene Ontology annotation, molecular function: carbohydrate binding. NCBI's taxonomy places the organism in Eukaryota, Metazoa, Chordata, Lepidosauria, Squamata, Sphaerodactylidae. The coding region runs from base 1 to 951 and encodes 316 amino acids. The transcript has 9 exons. The record is from RefSeq and is a predicted model, not a curated record.